UAGCAACAAAACAAGAGCCCUCUGGGGCCUCUGGCAGAGGCCCGAAGCUGGAACCAUCAGGGAAUAUGAGUGAAUUUUGGCACAAACUGGGCUGUUGCUUGGUAGAGAAGCCCCAGCCGAAGAAGAGGAGAAGACGGAUUGACCGCACCAUGAUUGGGGAACCAAUGAAUUUUGUCCACUUGACUCACAUUGGCUCGGGAGAGAUGGGAGAAGGAGAUGGACUUGCCAUGACCGGUGCAGUUCAGGAGCAGAUGAGACCCCAAGGGGGAAACCGGGACAGACCGUGGAGCAGUUCUAGGGCCUUGUAGCUCCCACAGGCCUGGCUCUGCAGUCUUGGCGUUCCCAUUCCGUGUCCAGCCCAGAAGAAGUGCUGCCCACACCAGAUCCCUUCCACAACCAGUGACC
Microtus ochrogaster (prairie vole) is the source of this 405-nucleotide messenger RNA. Its product is annotated as CDC42 small effector protein 1-like. The transcript is spliced from 2 exons. Lineage: Eukaryota; Metazoa; Chordata; Mammalia; Rodentia; Cricetidae. The coding region runs from base 66 to 308 and encodes 80 amino acids. The record is from RefSeq and is a predicted model, not a curated record.